UUAUGUCCCGACUCCAUUCUUUGUUGUUUUAUUUGUCUGUCAAGGCCCAUAUUAUCUCACCUUUCAUUUUGGGAGGUUCUUAUUUAGUUUCAUUUCAUGCCCUUCCACUAUCUCUUCUAUUCCCUUGAGAACCCUCUCUCUUAUCUUCUUUCCCUUGAAGCCGCCAUCUGCAUUGCCUUUCCCUUUCUCUUCCUUGUUAUCUCUGUUGGGUUUUCUUUUUCCUUUUUUAUGUUUAUCCGUUUGUAAAAAAAAGUUAUACAAACAAGAUGAAGAAUGGAACCUUGCAUCAAUGCUUGGAGAAGAUGGGGGGAAUUUUAUAGGUUAAAGCAACAAACUUCAUGUCAAGUACAACUACUUUUCGGCAGGCAAAAGUCCAAUCUCUUCUCAUUUCUCAUUUUUCUAGAGGUUCCUUCAACAAUCAAUCAUUCUUUGAACAAGUUGCUCCAUUGUAUUCCUAGUCAACACCAUCAUGGUUACCAAGAUGAAAGGGAUCUACAAAAGUUUCAAAUUCAUUUCCCAAAUCUUUGUUGUGAAGGAACGAGAGAUGGAAAUUGGGUAUCCGACAGAUGUUAAACAUGUGACACACAUUGGUUGGGAUGGCUCUUCUGGCACUGCACCCAGUUGGAUGAAUGAAUUCAAGACAGACCCUGAUUUCACAGCAACAUCAAUUGGUAACUCCAGAGAUUCUAAUCCUACAUGGUCUUCUCAAGAUUUUGAGCAAUCAAUGGGAUGCCAACCUGCAACGGAGAUGAUGACAAACCUCUCUAGCACGGAUCUCCCAGAUAUUCCUAAGAAACAAAAGCGAAAAAAGAAGACGUCUUCGUCCUCAAAAUCUUCACGAACAUCAAAGACCAGGGCUGCAUAUACUCAAAUGGGUUCCUCCACACAACUUCAAAUAUAAAGAGUGAUCUGCAUGUAAUAAGAUUUUUGUGGCUUUUACCUUCCUUUCAGUGGUCAUUAAGACCAGAAGUGCAGGAAUUUGGACCAAAAAGCUUGUGUAAAUUAGAAAAACAUAUUUAUUUUACAAAAGGGUAAAAGUAAAUUAGCUUUGGGUGAUAACUUGAACACAAAAUGAAUGGUCCAGAUGGGCUGGUAGUUUGUAUUGGGUUGUGUUUGGUGGAAAGUUUUGCUAAUUCAGAUUAUUGGCUCCACCAAGUUUGUAAAGGAUUCUAAUUUUUUCGUGUUGUGAUGGAUGAAAUGACAGUAUUUUUAUGUGUUCGACCUCCAA
Molecule: messenger RNA, 1228 nt
Organism: Gossypium raimondii (Peruvian cotton)
Lineage: Eukaryota; Viridiplantae; Streptophyta; Magnoliopsida; Malvales; Malvaceae
Product: CRIB domain-containing protein RIC10
Exons: 5
Coding region: 470-901 (143 amino acids)
Source: RefSeq, a predicted model, not a curated record